AUGAAGCUCGUGGAGCAGCUGCCAGCAUAUGGACAACAUUUCUUCAAGGUCAGGGACAAAUGUGGGUUGCCAUGGUUGCUGGCAGUAGGUGGAAAGGGUCUGCACGUUUAUGACUACAAUGAUCUAAAGGUGCCGAGGAAAGAAUUUUUAUGGAAGCAAAUAAACGAUCUGCACCACAAGGAGAAGAAAUUUGUCAUGACCGUUGGGUGA
Molecule: messenger RNA, 210 nt
Organism: Helobdella robusta
Lineage: Eukaryota; Metazoa; Annelida; Clitellata; Rhynchobdellida; Glossiphoniidae
Exons: 1
Coding region: 1-210 (69 amino acids)
Biological process (GO): establishment of epithelial cell polarity
Cellular component (GO): cytoskeleton
Source: RefSeq, a predicted model, not a curated record